UUCUCAUGAGAAGCGUCAGAGGCAAGGAUUGGCGCCUCAAAACCUACAGAUAUAUAGUUCUGAUGAUCACAUUCAUAGCAUAUGCUUGCUACCACGGCAUCGUCAAGAGCGUAUUGCAUCCUCACGCUUAUCCUAAGCUCACCCACGAUCCUAAGUUUAUGGGUAAAGGGUAGGCCCCCUUUGAAGGACCCGAUGGCACUUCGAAAUUGGGAGAGAUUGAUGUUGCGUUCCUAGCUUGUUACUCUCUGGGAAUGUAUGUUGCCGGCCAUUUGGGGGAUACUCUAGACCUUCGAUUGUUCUUAACCACGGGGAUGGUUGGGAGUGGAAUUUUUGUUGGGCUCUUUGGGAUGGGGUACUUCUCGAAUGUUCACUCUUUCUGGUUCUAUCUUGUAAUGCAAAUGAUGGCAGCGUUAUUUCAGGCAACGGGUUGGCCUUGCGUUGUUGCUGUGGUUAGAAACUGGUUUGGGAAGGGGAAGAGGGGAGAAUGAUUGAUAAUGGGUAUCUGUAAUGCUCACAUUUCUUUUGGUAACAUAAGUGGCUCACUUCUCGCUGCUAGUGUUUUCGACUUUGGGUGGGGUUGGUCUUUCAUUGCUCCAGCAUCAUUAAUGGUACUUGGAGGAGGAUUGAUUGUUUACUUGUUCUUGCCGGCUUAUCCAGAGGAGGUGCAUUAUGGUGAAGAGGCUCAGCCUCAGAUUAUUACAUCAGAAGGGGAGGCAGAUUUGGCUUCUGUAGAAGGCUCUGUGAGUAGAAAGAGUGUUGGGAUUAUUGAAGCAUGUAGGAUCCCGGGAGUAAUAACCUUUGCGCUCUGCCUUUUCUUCGCCAAGCUUGUUGCCUACACGUUUCUGUAGUGGGGGCCGUAUUACUUAAGUCGGACAGAAAUUGGUGGGGAGUAUAUCUCCGUGAAAUCUGCCGGCAAUCUUUCUGCUUUAUUGGAUGUAGGGGGGAUUUUUGGAGGCAUUCUUGCUGGCUAUAUAUCUGACAGACUGCGUGCCCGUGCUAUUACAGCAGCUAGCUUCAUAUGCUGUAUUCUUUCUAUGCUUCUGUACCGAUCAUAUGGGAAUCUUUCUAUGAACCUCAACAUUGCACUUAUGGUGGUGACUGGACUAUUUGUAAAUGGUCCGUAUGCGCUCAUCACCACUGCGGUUUCUGCAGACCUGGGUACGCAAGGUGAUUCUCGUGCUCUAGCUACUGUGACUGCCAUAAUGGAUGGCACGGGAUCGGUUGGGGCGGCUAUUGGCCCUCUUAUUACUGGCUUCAUUUCAAGAAAAGGUUGGGAUGAAGUUUUUAUUAUGCUCAUGUUGAGUGCUUUUGUUUCUGGGCUCCUUUUAUCGCGUUUGGUGAUAGCUGAAAUUGCUGAGAAAACUGGCAAAUCAAUACCUCUCUCUCGUGCAAGCCAUAGCCCUCGAGCCGCUGCAUCUCGGCCCCUUCUUGAUGAGGAAAACUGAUGCACAGAUACAAAAGGGGAGGAGCUAUGGCGGUGAUUGUGUAAGUCAGAAGGCAGGAGGCGGAAUGAAAGUUAAAUUUUGUGUGGGGUGUCCCUGCUGGAGGUGCCAAAAGUAAGGGCCAUCCAAGAAUCCCAGGUUUUGAGUGAAGACAAGAAGAAAUAAGACAUGGCUUGGCAAGUUAGAUGAAGAGAGCAGUAAAUUAUAGUAGUAGGCUCUUUUUUCUUUUUUUAACAAGGGGAAGUGCUAAUGAAGCAGUAGUCCUACAAGUCCAGUAUAAUACAGAGAAUGUGGAGUUUCUGCGAGAAACUUGCAAAAAGACAAGGGGAAAGAAGUUGAUGGGCACAACACAGGCUGUGACAGGCUGGUAUGAUGAUUUAUGCUGACGAUGAAGGGGAUAUAUGGAAUGAGUAAUGACGCCGUACUGGGUUCUACGAAAGACCGGGCUGUUUACUACAAGUGUUGUGAGAAACAUGUAGAGAUGGACCUGUCUAUUUGGAAAGCACCGUUUCAUCAAUGCGCAGACUCUCACCACCAUCUAAUAAUUGAGGGAUUAUUUGGCCAUUGGCGAAAAAAGAAGAGACUUGGGGUGUGAGGUAUGAAAUUUCUUGGGCUGAUCCGAUGCUAAUAUGGUUAGGAGGGGCAGGAGCUGCGUUGGUCUCAAGAAAUUUCUCCAACGCCACCCCAGCUCACAUAUUGAGACUCGGAUCAACCGACCAUUCAACUCAAUUAAUUGCAUCUUGUUUGUUUCCACUCAAGUCUCGUUGACCCCCAAUGUUAGUUUUGCCAUCUGGCACAUGAAAACGGACAAAGCUGAAAAAUCAACACAGUUGACUGAC
This is a messenger RNA of Prosopis cineraria, 2281 nucleotides long. RefSeq names its product putative glycerol-3-phosphate transporter 4. Gene Ontology annotation, molecular function: transmembrane transporter activity. Gene Ontology annotation, cellular component: membrane. Gene Ontology annotation, biological process: phosphate ion homeostasis; transmembrane transport. Lineage: Eukaryota; Viridiplantae; Streptophyta; Magnoliopsida; Fabales; Fabaceae. The record is from RefSeq and is a predicted model, not a curated record.